This is a messenger RNA of Anolis carolinensis (green anole), 2783 nucleotides long. It is a transcript of the gene ezh2, whose product is annotated as enhancer of zeste 2 polycomb repressive complex 2 subunit. Bases 162 to 2510 code for a protein of 782 amino acids. Lineage: Eukaryota; Metazoa; Chordata; Lepidosauria; Squamata; Anolidae. Gene Ontology annotation, biological process: heterochromatin formation. Gene Ontology annotation, cellular component: ESC/E(Z) complex; nucleus. The record is from RefSeq and is a predicted model, not a curated record. The transcript is spliced from 21 exons. Gene Ontology annotation, molecular function: chromatin binding; protein binding; histone H3K27 methyltransferase activity.
CCGCCGCCGGGUUUGGCGCUCUGUUGUCCGGAGCUGAAGAAGAGGAGGAGGAGGAGGAAGAGGAAAGAAGAAGAAGGGAGAAGUGAGAAGUGAGCGAGGCGGCGUGACGGGCGGAGAGAAGAGAGAGGGACGCCGCGGGGCCGGCAAGGAGCGGGAUAAUCAUGGGUCAAACUGGAAAGAAAUCUGAGAAGGGACCAAUUUGCUGGCGAAAACGUGUAAAAUCAGAAUAUAUGCGACUGAGACAGCUCAAGAGAUUCAGAAGAGCAGAUGAAGUAAAGAGUAUGUUUAAUUCUAACCGUCAGAAGAUACAAGAAAGAACAGAAAUCUUAAAUCAAGAAUGGAAACAACGCCGGAUACAACCUGUACACAUCAUGACUUCUGUGAGCUCAUUGCGUGGGACCAGGGAGUGUUCCGUCACCAGUGACUUGGAUUUUCCAAAGCAAGUAAUCCCUCUCAAGACUCUGAAUGCUGUUGCCUCUGUACCCAUAAUGUAUUCUUGGUCCCCUCUUCAGCAGAAUUUUAUGGUAGAAGACGAGACAGUUUUACAUAAUAUUCCUUACAUGGGGGAUGAAGUACUUGAUCAGGAUGGAACAUUUAUUGAAGAAUUGAUAAAAAACUAUGAUGGGAAGGUGCAUGGUGACAGAGAAUGUGGAUUCAUCAAUGAUGAGAUAUUUGUGGAGCUGGUCAAUGCUCUUGGUCAGUAUAGUGAUGAUGAUGAUGAUGAUAAUGAUGAUGAUGAAGAUGAAGAAGAAGAUGAUGAUGACGAUGAUCAUCUUGACAGGAGAGAUGAGAAGCAGAAAAAUCAGGAGAGCAACCAAAUAGACAAAGAAAGUCAUCCUCCUCGGAAAUUUCCUUCUGAUAAGAUAUUUGAAGCCAUUUCAUCAAUGUUUCCAGAUAAGGGCACAGCAGAGGAACUGAAAGAAAAAUACAAAGAACUCACAGAACAGCAGCUUCCGGGAGCUCUACCUCCUGAGUGCACACCAAACAUUGAUGGACCAAAUGCCAAAUCUGUUCAGAGAGAGCAGAGUCUGCACUCGUUUCAUACCCUCUUCUGUAGACGAUGUUUCAAAUAUGAUUGCUUCCUACACCCGUUUCAUGCAACUCCUAACACUUACAAACGGAAAAAUACAGAAAUGGCAAUAGAUAACAAACCUUGUGGGCCACACUGUUAUCAACAUCUGAGUAAUUCCUGUAUAUGGCAACAGGAGAUAAAUCAUACUUGGAUGACUCCUUCUUGGCUAGAAGCCUUCACAGAAGGAGCCAAAGAGUUUGCAGCUGCUUUAACAGCUGAGCGCAUAAAAACACCACCAAAGCGCCCAGGGGGUCGCCGAAGAGGAAGGCUCCCAAAUAACACAAGCAGACCUAGCACUCCGACUAUAAAUGUGCUGGAAUCCAAGGAUACAGAUAGUGACAGAGAAGCUGGAACUGAAACUGGAGGUGAAAAUAAUGACAAGGAGGAGGAGGAGAAGAAGGAUGAGACUUCAAGCUCCUCUGAAGCAAAUUCUAGGUGCCAGACACCAAUCAAGAUGAAACCAAAUACUGAGCCUCCUGAGAAUGUUGAGUGGAGUGGUGCAGAAGCAUCAAUGUUCAGAGUUCUGAUUGGUACUUACUAUGACAAUUUCUGUGCAAUUGCCAGAUUAAUUGGGACCAAAACAUGUAGGCAGGUGUAUGAAUUUAGAGUAAAGGAAUCUAGUAUUAUUGCUCCUGCGCCUGCUGAAGAUGUUGAUACUCCCCCAAGAAAGAAGAAGAGGAAACACAGGUUGUGGGCCGCUCAUUGCAGGAAGAUACAGCUGAAGAAGGACGGGUCAUCCAAUCAUGUUUACAAUUACCAGCCAUGUGAUCACCCACGUCAGCCUUGUGACAACUCGUGUCCUUGUGUCAUUGCUCAGAACUUUUGCGAGAAAUUCUGUCAGUGCAGUUCAGAAUGCCAAAACAGGUUUCCUGGAUGCCGAUGCAAAGCACAAUGCAACACAAAGCAGUGCCCUUGUUACUUGGCUGUACGGGAAUGUGAUCCAGAUCUCUGCUUAACUUGUGGAGCAGCUGACCACUGGGAUAGCAAAAAUGUCUCCUGUAAAAAUUGCAGCAUUCAGCGAGGAUCGAAAAAGCAUUUGCUGCUAGCACCUUCUGAUGUGGCAGGCUGGGGCAUUUUCAUUAAGGAUCCAGUGCAAAAAAAUGAAUUUAUUUCUGAAUAUUGUGGUGAGAUUAUUUCUCAGGAUGAAGCAGAUAGAAGAGGAAAAGUGUAUGACAAAUACAUGUGCAGCUUUCUGUUCAAUUUGAAUAAUGAUUUUGUAGUUGAUGCAACACGGAAAGGUAACAAAAUAAGAUUUGCGAACCAUUCAGUCAAUCCCAAUUGCUAUGCAAAAGUUAUGAUGGUUAAUGGAGAUCACAGAAUAGGCAUAUUUGCUAAGAGAGCUAUUCAAACCGGUGAAGAACUAUUUUUUGAUUACAGAUACAGUCAGGCUGAUGCCCUUAAGUAUGUAGGUAUUGAAAGAGAAAUGGAAAUCCCUUGAUACCAGCUACCUCCUUUAAAACAGCUGCCUUAUCUUCAGGAAUUUCAAGUACUGUGGGCAAUUUUUUUGAAGAAUGAAUUAAUGCAAUUUGGAAUGCAGAAUUUGCAAUGUACUGUAACUGUAAUUUAUAGUGACAAUUUUUGUAAAAAAAAAACUUAACAAAUUUAUUACCUUCUCAUCAGCUGCAAUACUUUUUGUACCAUUGAAGUUUUGCAAUAAUGCAGUGUGGUACAUUUUUGAACCUUGAAUAAUAAAGGAUACUUGAACUGUGAA